Lingula anatina is the source of this 3771-nucleotide messenger RNA. RefSeq names its product neuralized-like protein 4. The record is from RefSeq and is a predicted model, not a curated record. Gene Ontology annotation, cellular component: SCF ubiquitin ligase complex. Gene Ontology annotation, biological process: proteasome-mediated ubiquitin-dependent protein catabolic process. Gene Ontology annotation, molecular function: protein binding. Lineage: Eukaryota; Metazoa; Brachiopoda; Lingulata; Lingulida; Lingulidae.
GUAUGGACCCAAUGUUGAAUAUUUUGAAUAUUAAUGAAACAACAGGCAGGAGUCUAUGGCCGUGAUGACGGGGAAUCCCCUGUCACGUUUAGUCACGUGACCCAUACGAGGUUGUUUAUCUGCUGUAAACUUCUGUCCUGUUCGCGUGUAUGUGGAUCAAACAUUAUACAGGCCUAUAUUUUAAAUUUGCAUUGAUACCAUUCAGUGCAUUCAAAUUAACGUUAAGUCGCAAUGGGAAAUGAAGCAUCGACAUUACGUCUUCUCCAUAAUUUGGCGGAGCUUGAACAGGAGCUUGAACGAGACCAAGUCUCGAAGUCCAACCAACCACUAAAGGUGCAACAUGGCUGGGAUUCCAAGGACUGCUCCAAUAAUAUGACGGUGCUAGAUGAUGGUUUGAAGGUGCGUAGAAAUAGAUCUUUACAGCCUAGGACGGAUGCCGUUAGGGGCAAGAGAGGCUAUGGUCAAGGGAUACAUAUCUGGAAGAUUCACUGGCCCCAGUCGAUGAGAGGCAGCAAUGCUGUUAUUGGUGUAGCUACCUAUCAGGCCCCUCUGACUUGCAUUGGUUAUUCGUCUUUUAUUGGUUCGAAUGAUCAGUCCAUGGGAUGGGAUAUUGUCCGCAAUGUUCUUCUCUUCAAUGACUGCGUCAUCAGAAAGUACCCGGAUGAUGUACCUAAUGAAUUUGUUGCUCCUGAUGUCAUCACUGUAAUUCUUAAUAUGGACUCGGGGACUCUUGGCUUUAAGAGUGAUGGGAAUAAUUACGGAGUAGCACUAAAGGGUCUUCGCUUACUGGGGAAAAAACUUUACCCUGCAAUAAGCGCAACAUAUGACAACUGUGAAGUGGGUAUCGAAUACAUCAGAAGUACAGACGCAGCACCUGCGCCCGACCUCCCGUCUCCUUCAAGGCCCACUGAAAGAACCACUGCAAGAGAUCAGGGAAGACCACCGGCAAAACCAUGUCCUCCGGCCCAGCCUCUGAAAUUCAAAAAGCAAUGUGGGAAAAAUAUCGAAUUGUCAAAUGACAGCAUUCAAGCGGAGAGAUCAAAUUUUAUGUCUGAAUCAGACAAAGCAGUUGUUUUGACUUCGAGAAGUCUACAACCAAAUGAAAAGUUUGAAAUAUGUGUAAAGAGAACUCUUGGUCAAUGGCCAGAGGGUCUAGCUAUCGGAGUUGUGGCUCUGGAAGCAGGAUUCGAGAUUCCGAGAAGUCUCCCUGGACAAGCCGCAGAUAUAGCGUGGGUCUGGAAAGGCACGGAUGUUUUGCAUGACCGAAAAACGGAACGGAAAUUGGAUUUUAACCUUAAUUCCGCAAAAAUUGGCGACACAUUUGGUGUCUCGAGAAAGGAAGAUGGUGCAUUGCACUUCUUUUACAACGGUCGAGAUAUGGGAAUGGCAGCCACAAAUAUUCCUCAGAAAAUACACGGAAUUGUCGAUGUUUAUGGCAGUACUAUACACGUAGAAUUAGUCGAACAAAUUCGAGAGGAAGCCUCGGAGCCAACAGGUGCCGCUUUCACGGGCAUGUCUAGAGAAGAACGCGCCUUUGAAAAAAUGAAACAAACGAUCGAUCUCUUAAAGAAGAAAGACGAACGCACUAUUCGACCCACUAUACUUAUGGUCCACGAACAUUUGUACAUGCUGUACGUCAAGCAUAAGGACCGAAGCCUUCGGCAGUUAAUGGGUGACAAGCUGGUCCAGUUGAAUGCCGCUUUCCAUAUUACUGAAUAUAUAAAAUUUCUCCGUGAUUGCGGGAUUGAAAACGCCAGAAUCUUCACGUGUUAUGAGCUGCUUCGUAAUGUUUGUUGGAAUUACAGCGAUGCCAGUCUGAAGUUUGCCAGGUCCAUCGGACAGACGGAGCUCCUUGGAAUUCUUUCUGCAGAACUUGCCAAGUAUCAGAAUAGAUAUAUGAGUGAAGAGGGGAAAAGAGAUAUUGUUAUGUCAGCAUUUGGAAUUCUUCACAACUGCUCAAAAGUCACGGAGAACCGAGGGGUGUAUUACCGCCUCGGUGUGAUCAACAUCGUGGUUCCUUAUACGAAGCCAGGGAAUGACGAAACAGUCGCAAUGACUGCCUUAAUGACCUUGUCCUACCUUGUUACUAUUGACCAACAACACCUGAUCCAAGCAGAGCCAUCAGCUAUUGCAAACAUUCUAAAGAAACUUGACGAAGCACUGAGAAACGCAGAAACUCAUCAGUCGGACGGUUUCCAUGCCUACGAAAUUGUGGAAUCUCUUAUAAACUUAUCGAAAAGCGCACAAAAUCGGGUGACGACGAUACAGAAAGGAGGCAUUCCCCUGUUUGUAAAGAUGAUGAAAGUCGGCAAUCCACAAGAGCAGGAACUCGCCCUGAACGCUGUGUGGGAACUUAUUAACGGUGGCGACGGGACGCUGUCAGCUGUCUCUAGAACAGAAGGACUAUUAGACGCAGUGAAGGCUUUAAAGAGCAGCAAAGUCGAAACUGUUCGUCAAGCCGCUGAGAGGAUUUCAUUGAGGCUUGACACCCAGACUCAAAUGUUUUCCCAGAGGUUUGAUCCUACACCCAAACCAAAGUGCACUUACAAAGAUAUUUGCGACAAAUUUGUUGCGACACUCAACAUACAUAAGACAUAUUUUGAUGCCAAGUAUCAUCGCUGCUACUGCAACCAUUGCCAUAAUGACAGAGGAGACAAACUGUAUUAUACUCGCGGAAAUCCACCAAAGGACUACGGUAUUCCAAUUGGAUGGUACAGGUAUGCCCUUUGCCUUCCACCUAAAGCAAAAGCUAUGAACGUAUUGGACAAAUGGCACAGGGCAUUCCAUGGCACUAAGAAAGAUGUGGUCACCAAGAUACUUGAAGUCGGGGAACUGCUCAUUCCAGGCGAUGUAGCGUUGGGCGGCGACAAAAUAAGCGAGAGGGAAGGCCAUUUCAAAGACGACUAUAAGCCUGAAGGGUUCGACACCAAGAAAAUAUUUGUAUCUCCCAGUAUCCGUUAUGCUGGCCAUGGCGCUUAUGCCAUGCCACACAAAUUCGAGGUAUCAGGAAAAACCUAUGUGGCUCGUGUAGCACUUCAAGUGUGCAUUCGCCCAGGCAGCUAUGAUGUCGGCGAUCAAACUAUCGGAGAAACCAAGCCAAUCGACCCAAAGUUUGACAAUCAGGAAAUAGAGUGGUCAACUAAAGAGCGUGGAAGCACCAUUUUGUAUGGUCUGCUGGUGAAAUUGGAAGAGCAAGCUUCUUGAAAUAGUUAAUCUUAUUUUUGACGGAGCUGAGAACAAUAAAGCUUUAGACUUAAUCGGUGUGAAGAGUUUGAAUGGUAUUUCAUUCUGUAUCCAAAUCGAUCAGAUCAUAUUGGAAAGCGUCGAUUUCAUUCCAUUUGUAAAUUGUUUUAUGUUAUGGCGUGACAUUUGCAAUGGAUAGUCCUAAACCUACUUGCGGUUGAUUGUGAUUGACUUAAAACGCUGCAUAAAAAAUUUUAAAAAAUGAUGUCUACGUGAGAAAAAUAAUCCCUUGCUAAUAACGUGUGCAGGCCUACUGAUAUUUGAAGACUCAAAAACAUGCCGCUUUUCAAAGCAGGUUAUAAUUUACAUCCACGCAGAUUCUUGCGCUUUGUGUCGAUUUUUCUCAACCUUUUAGAAAAGACAUUUUUACUUUGCAUCAAGUGAUUUGGAGAUGGUAAUUGGUAUUUUCGAAAUCAAGAAGGUCUAUUUGAAUCCUUUAAUAAAAAGUACUGUAGCAUCCACAAAUAUGCUUGUUCCUUGCAGUAAACUUGUCUUUGUAAGUUACAGACAUUGGGCGAAGUACUUGUA